GUACGGGCACUAGAGUUACACACUUAUUCCAGCUUCUAACAUGCUGUGGCUUAUGUCAGACAAGUCAAGUUCAGUCAAAGUGUUUGUUUGUGUGUGUGUUUCUCUGAUCUUUUAAAUAUAUUUGACCAGAAAAGAUAGACUCCUGAUGCGGGUGAAAACAUUCAUCAUCAACACCGAAUAAACUAUUGCACCGUUUUCCACUUGGAGACAACAACGAAAGGUGUCGCCUUGAAAACAAGGUGUAGAAAGAAUAAUCGAUGCCCACGUGGAAGUCUCACUCGCUCAAACUAAAGUCAAACCCCUGACUGUUCAGCCUCACACCAGUUUCGCCAUGGCAACUGAGCUAGCGGCCAGCCUGGGACUUCCAGAGGAACCAGACUGCAAGUCCUUUGUUUUAGGACAGGGUGAAAUGUACAAUUUUCCCAUGGAGGUGAAGCCCGCACCAAAAGCAGAACCAGAGGAAGACCUGGAGGAGUUAACAAUUCCAGAAUCGAAUGAAGAUCAAGUCUCCUCACUUUCUUGUUAUGAUCUUCUUGCAGAUCAUGAAGAGGAAUUCACUGACAAACAGGAGGAGUUGGAGAGUGACACUGAGCUCAACUGGGAUCCCAAUGACAGUCUGGAGUGUCCUGACAGUCCAAAUACUGAGGAGCGACCGGUAACGCUUGCUCCGGUUGAGCAGCAUGACCACAAAAAAAACUCUUCAUCUCCACCUUGCGUUCAUGAAAAUGAAGAGGAAGCACGUCCAACUGUUUUGAAUGCAGAGCCUGCUACUGAGCAGCAGGGGGAGUUAUCACAAAGUCAACCUGAGCCUAACCCUGUGGGGGAAAACCAGGAAGCGGCACGACAGGUGCUUUGCCAGAGCCCUGCACCUUUGUCACCUGUUGCCAUAGAGACAGCCAAUCAGGGCGGGACAGCUUCUCAGGAAGGUGAAGUCUCUGUGAGAGAAAGGCAGGGCAGUGUGGAGGAAAGAGAAACAGUCAGUACGGACGUGCAGAGAGAGGAGGAACAGGAGAGAAACACCACUCAGGAGCAAGAUCAAGGAGCCCACAGACAGAAGCAGAAGACUGUCGGGAACCACAAGACAGGGGUGAUUUUCAAACCCUUGAUGAUGGAGAGUUGGUACGACGACAGCCAAAGUGAUAGCAGCACGUCCGUAGACUCUUCCCAUAGCAGCAGUGUGGAACUCAACAGCAGCCUAGCCACUUUAACCAAAGAGACGCCCAUUGAGAGGGAGAUCCGGCGGUCCAUCGAGCGUGAGAAAAGCCUGAGAAGAUCCAGAGGGCUUCCCUUUCCCAUGGAGUCCAUUGAAUAUGUUGAGAUCCCCUCACGGAUAAACAUCCUCCACCAGUCCCCAACAAGUUUGGAGCAGUUUCAAGGUAAAGAGCGGCAAUUCGCAGGCAAGAAGAUGCAGCAGGAAAUCCAUGAGGAGACCAAGCGGGAACUAGAUUUGGUCAAGCUCGGCAAAGUUCCCGGGUAUUACGAUAAAGGUACGGUCCGACAGCUUAAAGAAAAGAGGCAAAUCUUUGAGGCCUUUCAAGCACCGAGUGACUUGGCCUCCCCGACCGUCUCAAGUCGGAGUAAAGUGACGUCUUGGACGACGGUCAGGGAUGACUCCUCAUCCUCAUCAUCAUCCUCGCAGACAUCUUCAAGCGACUCCUCAGAGAGAAGAGAUAGUAUCGAACACCUCACACUGGUCACAACUCCAAACGGCUCCAAAAUGCCAGGGCCAUCACCAACUUCCCGCAGAGGCCCGGGUUACUCUGAAAGCACCAACUGCCAGGUGAUUAUUGUGGAGAACAACAUGACAGUUCCGACUUCACUUGCUCUCCACAGCAGCAAGCUGGAAGCCCAAGCACUCACCACUGUGGACUCCAGCCCCUCGCACGUCGCCAGGACCAAAAAACGAGUCCUGCAUCAAGAGUUUGAAAAGAGGUCAGAAGUGGAGGGGAUACUACCAAAAGAGAAUCCCUUUUUCAAGCUCCGUCCAUCCCUAAAUGUGAUUAAAGUGGAACAGGACAUCCGCGAAUCUCAGGAGAGGGAGAGGGAGCUCCACAGGCAGCGGGUCAGCCUUUACGGGUCCACAGCAACCAGCCCUACCGACAUGUCUUCUGUUUCCAUGAAUGGACAGACUUACAUGGACUUGCCUGUCUCACCCUCCAAGGAGAGAAGCCGGGCUCCGGCAGAAUUUACAGCUGAGCAUCACCGGAAAAUUAUUGUCGUGGAAAGACACUGUGCGCCAGUCCGUGGGGAGGCUAGGCGUGUGGCCCCCGGCCCCGGCAGCACAGGCCAAGAUGAACCAGAUGGAGAUUCACCACCGGACCACUUCACACAGACACAAGUCCCCGCUCGUGGACCGCUGGGAGUCGGGUUUGGUCUACCGACACAGUGAGGACGAGGACUGAUGAGAAGAGUCAGUUUUAGAAAUGUAGGGAGGCAAACCAAGUUUUUGAAGUGGAGGUGGCGAGGGAGGGAAUGAGCAGAUGCGCAGGUUAAAGGAGGAGCUGGAAGCUGUGAUGAAAAGGGGAGCAGGGGUCGGGGGAUUGAGACUGGAAAUCAGGUCAUGGGGAUUGGGAAAAGGCGAGGGGAUCCCAGUUGGACAAAGACGAUUGAAUGUCCUUCAGCGAGGCUAAAAAAAAAAAAAGGUGCAGGAGUCUGAACAAAAUCAAGUGUAAAGGAGACUCCUUUCUUAAGAGGUGAUCAGGAUCCAGUAAAAAAUGAAUCAGUGUUCUACGCAGUUUUAUGAGUUGAUGACAGAAUUGAAUAAGAUGAUCCAGCUUGAGAACAAGUGCAAUGACUUGCACUAAACGGUCUCACGAUGUGGACCUUUUUUCGGCAUUGGUUCAUGGGGUAGUUUGAUUUAACCACACACAUAUACACACACAACAUAAAUCAGACUUAAACAAGGAGCCCUUUUCUUUCUGCAACAUUGGUACAGGUGAGAUUACGAUCUGAUCACUAUUGAUAAUGUUAUUGCAGCUGUAACAUCGGGAAUGUGCUUGCUCCGGUACAAAUGGCGGCGGACACUUUCACCGAAACUGAUGAGUCAGCUGAGCAUUGUUUGUCUUGAUCUUUAUGACAGUGAUAUAAAGCAAGAUCAGUCAGAUAUCAAUCCAUGUGCUGGCGAUUCUCUUGUGUAAGGAACAUCAAAGGCGCAAUGUUUCAUUAUCAAAAGUGUCUUUAAAGGUUUAGCUCGGCCAUUGCUAAUAGCUAACGCAUUUACAGAUUAUAUAAGAUGUUACGAUCUGUUCUCACAUAAUAGAACACACACACCCGCUUUUAUGAUUGAACACUUUCAUCGUCUGUCAGCAGUUCUGCAUGCUACUAUAAUGAAUAAUAAAAGCCGUGAUGGAA
This is a messenger RNA of Synchiropus splendidus (mandarinfish), 3351 nucleotides long. RefSeq names its product mitotic interactor and substrate of PLK1-like. The transcript has 5 exons. The coding region runs from base 332 to 2389 and encodes 685 amino acids. Lineage: Eukaryota; Metazoa; Chordata; Actinopteri; Syngnathiformes; Callionymidae. The record is from RefSeq and is a predicted model, not a curated record.